GCUUAUGCAAAGGGCGCAGGACUAGAUACCAUGAAACAGUGCUUACAAGGGACGCGCACGGGGAUUCUUUCCCAGAUUACAGACUGGAUCAAUGGCAGCGGAGAUGCUGCUCAACGGGUGCUGUGGCUAUCUGGCCCUGCGGGCAAGGGCAAAUCAGCCAUCGCCCACACGAUUGCCAACUGGUUCAAGGAAUCGGGAGGCCUUGGUUCAUGUUUUUGUUUCGAUCGGCACAGAGAAACACUCUUCUUUGCCAAUGAUUUCCCAUCGACCCUGAUCGACCUCCAUCAGUUCCCAGAUUUGUCACAUGUCGGUGACUAG
Messenger RNA from Suillus discolor, 318 nucleotides. RefSeq lists its product as uncharacterized. The annotation marks the transcript as partial. Lineage: Eukaryota; Fungi; Basidiomycota; Agaricomycetes; Boletales; Suillaceae. The record is from RefSeq and is a predicted model, not a curated record. The transcript has a single exon.